AUGGACCACGAUGUCAAUCGAGCCUCAUCUCCACAGCCGCACGGCGAAAUUGAGGAGGUGAAGAAGAGCGCCGGUCAGCUGGAUGCAGCAGCUGAGUAUCUGCGUCUUCACCAAGAUGAAUUCGUCGAUAUCACCGAGGAAGAGGAGCGCAAGGUUCUCCGCAAGAUUGAUAUUCUGCUGAUGCCGAUCAUGCUUGUGACCAUUACAUUGGCCGCCGUAGAUAAAAUUGUCAUCUCCAAUGCUGCGCUCUAUGGCAUGCAAACAGAUACAGGCCUCAAAGGCCAAUUGUACAGUUGGACCGGGUCUAUCUUCUACUUUGGUUACCUUGUCAGCGAGUAUCCUUCCAACUUCCUGCUGCAGAAGCUUCCGGUUGGCAAAUUUCUCGGCAUAUCUUGCAUUAUCUGGUCCGCCAUAGUAACUCUCAUGGCGGCGGCACAAAACCCUCCCGGCAUUAUGGUCCUCCGCUUCUUGAUGGGUGCACUGGAAGCACCUUUGUUCCCGUCCUGUUCCAUCAUUACCGUGAUGUGGUACAAGCGAUCUGAGCAGCCCAUCAGAACGGCCAUCUGGUUCUCUGGACUUUCUUCUCUUGUCACAGGAAUCGUGUCCUACGGUAUCGGUCACACCAACACUUCCAUCGCACCGUGGAGGCUUCUCUUCAUCGUACUAGGCGGGUUUACAUUCCUGUGGUCCAUCUUCAUUACGAUCAUGUUGCCAGAUUCUCCUACCAAGAAUCGUUUCCUCAAUGAACGUGAGAAAUACAUUGCAAUCAUGCGCAUCAAAGACAAUAUGACGGGCACAGAGUCAAAGGAGUUCAAGUUUUAUCAAUUUCCUUGGCUCAUGAGCAUUUUGCUGACCUUUCUUGCGAAAACAGAACUCCCACGUACAAACAAGCACGGCUUACUCGCCUCGUACUACUGCUUCUAUUCCUAUUGGGCACCAUACGUGACCGUCACCUCCCUCCCUUUCGCCAACACCUCAGGCCAUACAAAGAAAACCACCGUCAAUGCACUGAUGUUUAUCGCAUAUUGUGUCGCCAACAUCAUUGCCCCACAGUUCUUUAUCUCCACAGAAGUCCCGGGUUACAGAACGGGAUACUCGGCGAUCAUGGGCUUCCUCUCUGCGGGAAUCUGCAUGUUGGCUAUAUACGCUGUGGGCUUAAGGUUCGAGAAUGAAAAACGCGACAAAGUCAUCGCCGAGAAACGCGCUGCUGGGGUUGACGUUGAUGCUGAACGGGAGGCCGAGUCGCUCCUGGACAAGACGGACCGCGAGAAAACCUACUUCCACUACUUGUAUUAA
Messenger RNA from Phaeoacremonium minimum UCRPA7, 1296 nucleotides. RefSeq names its product putative allantoate permease protein. The transcript has 6 exons. Gene Ontology annotation, biological process: transmembrane transport. The record is from RefSeq and is a predicted model, not a curated record. Gene Ontology annotation, molecular function: transmembrane transporter activity. Gene Ontology annotation, cellular component: membrane. NCBI's taxonomy places the organism in Eukaryota, Fungi, Ascomycota, Sordariomycetes, Togniniales, Togniniaceae. The coding region runs from base 1 to 1296 and encodes 431 amino acids.